AUGAGGUUACUCCAGGCUAAGGUCAGGAGAGAGAAGGCGUGGUCUCCCCUGGACCUGCCUGCCCUCAUCGCAGAACAGCUGACUACAGCAGGAGCUGACCAGUCCAAACCACCAGCCACCAGGCAACAGAAAAACUUCUACUGGAAACUGGUGCUGUCUUUACCUGAUCUCGAUGAGGAGACCCCAGCCACAGCCCAGCUGUGUAACUGGCUGCAGACUAAGCUGAAGAAAGGCUCAGUCCCAGACUCCUUAGGACCCUCCUUAUCCACAGACUCACACAGGCUACAGACUCUGUCUCUGUACACAGCGGAGACUGGGGAGCCGGGCAGGAAAAUCUGCAUCUGUACAAAGGCUGUGCAUGGGUUGUUAGACCAGGAGGCAGCAGAUGAAGUGGAGAGUGAACACGUGUUACUGGGCACCACAGCCGUCAUCCUGGCUCUGCCUCCUCCUCCAGGGGACCAGGACAGUCAGGAGACCUACUGGUUAGAGAGCCAGCUGCGCCUGGUGCGCCUGCUGCAGGCCAAGCCCCUCCACCCCAGCCUGCCCCUGCUGGUGCUGCCCCUGGGGUGGGGAACAGACCCUGGGGAGGACGUCGGGGAGCACCUGGAUGUGCGGGGGCUGAUGGAGGGGGAGCUGGUGUCAGACUGUCGCGUCGUGGACGUCAGCAGGGAUGUGGAGGACGAGGACACUUGCAGAAGGCUAUGUGAGGGUCUGAGUUGGUUAGCAGACCGUGCCCCCCUCCCCCCGUGUCUGGAGACUGAGGACCUGAGAGACUAUGUAGAGAACAGCCUGGCAGGAGAGUUCUCGUCUGUCGUGUACCAGGACUCAGCUCAGAGGAGACAAGCAGGGCUGCCACAGCAGACCCCUGGCCCGAUCGUGUGCCUGUACAACAGUCUAGUGGAGCACCUGGCUAGAGUGGCCAGCUCUAACAGUCUCCAAGCCCUGUCCUGGCCGGUGGCUGAGUUUGUCACGGCUGGCCACAGAACAGACCUCCUGUCCCUGGAGUGGAACAGUGAAGCCCAGCUGACCCUGCUGCAGGAGAGAAUCCUGGCCCUGAGACUGCCCCCUCUCCCGUACAUGGAUGUAGAUGAGAGUUGGUCGUCUGUGUGUCAGUACUGUACAGACUACACCCUCUCCUUACCUGCCGACUCCAAGGAGCAGACUGUGCUUCUUACCAGACUGCGCUGGUUGUUAGACCGUGUGCAGACAGAGUUUGAGGACACAUGUUACCUGGAUUACGACGUCCCUGACUGUGAACCCACGGCCUGCCAUGUGCCCUGGACCAGGCUCGUGGAGAUGUGGGUGGGGCACAUGGUACAGAGGCUGGACUGGGCAGGGGAAGACGGCAGUGUGUUGACUGUACACUACCUCCCUGAUGAACUGUCCACCUUCACCCAGCCCACAGAGUGGAGAGUGGCAGUGGGGAACACUUCAGCUCAGGUCCUGGGGCAGCCACACAGUUUGGUUGUAAUGACAGAGCAGAGUGUGAGGAGGAAACACCUGGAGCUGUCCAGAGUACAGACAACAGAUACUGGCACACCAGACAAAACAGGAAGCCUGAAGCUGGAGGACAGACUGUCCCCUGCGGUGUCUGCUCUCAUCAGGAAGGCCCAGGAACUCAGGAAGAAAAUUGCCCAGGAAACAGUGCAGACUAAAAGCUAUGAAGACCAGCUGCAGGGUUAUGUCGAGGAUGGGCAGUACCGGCAUCAGCCACAAGGGGUCUCUCCUUUCAGUUCCCCAGAGGACAUGGUGGAUGGCACUUCACAAAUGAGAGAACCACUGCCAAGCCCCCCUGGGCAAGACCUACUCCUGGACCUGACCAACCAGCCCAGAAAGCGGUCCCUGGAGGAGAAUAUGGAGGAGCUACGAUGGAGAAUUGCUGCUGGGAAGAGAGACUUCCGCUUGUCGGAACUCAGACUCAACUCACUGUUGGACAUGGGGGACUUCGAAGCUAAAUACCUGUAGUACUUCUGAAGAAGUUAACAGGGUAUAUGUAGGAUUUUAUGUACAUGUCAAGAGUUUCAAAGCUACAAAAUGUACAUUCCUUUGAAGAGAAAAGGA
Branchiostoma belcheri (Belcher's lancelet) is the source of this 2061-nucleotide messenger RNA. RefSeq names its product germinal-center associated nuclear protein-like. The record is from RefSeq and is a predicted model, not a curated record. Bases 1 to 1965 code for a protein of 654 amino acids. Gene Ontology annotation, cellular component: nucleus; transcription export complex 2; cytoplasm. Gene Ontology annotation, biological process: mRNA export from nucleus. The transcript has 14 exons. Lineage: Eukaryota; Metazoa; Chordata; Leptocardii; Amphioxiformes; Branchiostomatidae.